UUUUUAAUAAAAAAAAAAUUAAUUUUUUUGCACGAGAAAACGUGGUUCUUUGACUAGUUAUUUUAUGGGAAACAGCUUAGUUUAUUCUUCGUCUCCUCCUUCUCUCCACUUGUCUUUGCGAGAGCUUCAGGGUUAGGGUUUCAUGGUCUCCCCUCUUUGUCUAUUCAGGUUUUGAUUCUGAUGUGGUUACUUCGUUUUGUUGGGGAUAACAUUUUGAGACAUCUAACCCAAAAACAAUGAAUAAAAUGAGUUAUGCUUGACCUGUAAUUUUUGUUCUCUAAGAUGGAGGAUGAGAAUGGGAUUGAGUUAAGCUUGGGUCUGUCUUGUGGCGGUUCAUCUGUUAAAUUGAAGGGCAAGAGCAGUAGCUCCUCAGAUUCUAGGAUAGAUGAAGUUGAUAAAGGCAACAAAAUAGUAGAUGGCUUCAAAAAUUUUCUUCACGCUGGAAUCCAAAGUCAGGACCCACUUCAUGGGUCUCAGAGAAGUGAUCCAGUGAAACCACAGGAUAACUUUUUUAGUAACCUUUCUAUGGCCACUGUUGAUGCAGAUGCUUCUGUGAGCUUGAAUGGUAGGGGAUUGUGGGUUGCAAAUAAGAAUAAGUCUGUUGAAGCUGAGGAAGAAAAAUCUGAUCAACAUGAGGUGGGGGGGAAACGUAAACUGUUGUUUGAUGAGACACACCAUCCAAAGAAGCAGGAGAGAGAAGCUUUUUCUGUUGAUGCUCCUGAAAAGAACUCUCACAUGGGUAUCAUUAACUCAACAAAAACAUCACACAUCUCCAUAAAUACAGAAGAUGGAUCGACUGCUGAAAAUGAAGAUGUGGCAGAGUCUGAGGUUGAGGGUUCUACAUCAAGGUCAGCUUCACAACAUGAAGAAGGAACCAAGCGAUAUACUGCAAUUGGUGGAUCCUCUGAGGUUCCAAAGGAUAUUCAUGGGUUUACUGAUGCAAACGUUGUAAAGGUUGGGAAUGUGACCUAUGGAGUUCCAUUUGCAGUCCAACCAUUGAACAUCAUGAAUGUUCCAUUUUCAUUACCUGUGAAAGAGUCUAACCCUGUUGGUGCACCAAGCACUUCAGGCUACUCCCUCCCUGCUAUCAUGCAGCUGCCGCCUGCUUCAAAUGGUGAGCGACCAAGGACCCAGCCUGCAAAUGUUGGCAACCUGCCAUUGGCAUUUGGCUAUUCAUCAGUCCAGCUUCCGAUGUUGGAUAAAGAUCACACCUGGAGUUUGGGUUCUAAUCCUCAACAGUUCCCUGCUUCAUAUGCUGGUAGAAGCAGUGGUGGUGUAACACCAUCGCCAGACAAACAUAAUGAUGCUUUAAAAAUAUCUCAGGCUGCUGUGCAGGUGUCUCCGCAUACUUCAACUGAAGCUGGAAUAUAUGAAGGGAGGGCAUUGGAACUUCCCAAAGGAGAUGGCAAACAGCAUGCUUCAGAAGAAGGCUCCUCUUCCCAAGUCGAAGAUGACGUGAAGGGAAACAACAUGAUUCCCAGGGCAAAGGAUGCAUCUGACCAACUAGCAGCGGAGAUUUUUUCCCUCGAAGGUUCGGCUAUAAAGCCAGGUAUUGCUGCAGAUGUCAAAUUUGGUGGAUGUGGUUCUUACCCAAAUCUACCUUGGGUUUCUACAACAGGUCCAGGUCCAAAUGGCAGGACAAUAUCUGGUGUUACUUAUCGAUUUAACAGGAACCAAGUCAAGAUCGUUUGUGCUUGCCAUGGGUCUCACAUGACGCCUGAAGAGUUCAUUCAGCAUGCUGGUGAAGAGCAUGCUGGUCCAGAUGGUGGUGCUGGAUUAACAUCAUUUCCAAAUGGAAAUCCUCCUACCUCAGGGCAAAGCUGAUUCCCUACAUCUGUGUUCAAUUAUUGUUCGACACAGAAUAGCAGGGCGGAAAUCUGGCUAUGCUAUUUAGCUGCCUUGGUUGCUGCAAUCAAUGCUGCAGGUGCAUGUAAUAAUAAUAUAUUUCAAUGUAGUUUUGCUGUAUAACUAUCUAUUGCAUUUCUCACUUCUGCGGCUGUAGUAUUUGUUCAAGGCAUCGACUUUUGUUCUUGUAUAAAUACAAAUGAUACAUUUUAGAGCUGACU
Messenger RNA from Malania oleifera, 2066 nucleotides. RefSeq names its product ninja-family protein mc410. The transcript is spliced from 3 exons. NCBI's taxonomy places the organism in Eukaryota, Viridiplantae, Streptophyta, Magnoliopsida, Santalales, Ximeniaceae. Gene Ontology annotation, cellular component: nucleus. The record is from RefSeq and is a predicted model, not a curated record. Bases 283 to 1824 code for a protein of 513 amino acids. Gene Ontology annotation, biological process: negative regulation of DNA-templated transcription; jasmonic acid mediated signaling pathway.